Rotaria sordida is the source of this 711-nucleotide messenger RNA. The record is from the annotation of a GenBank genome assembly. NCBI's taxonomy places the organism in Eukaryota, Metazoa, Rotifera, Eurotatoria, Philodinida, Philodinidae.
AUGACUACAGACAAUCAAACAGUUAAUCGUAAAGGAUGUUCUCAUAUGGACAAAUGUUCAUUUUUCCGAUCACUUCAAAAAAAUAAUUCAAACAAAGAAUCAUCAUUUGUUGAAUCUAUUGCUGAGUUUAUGACUAACUUUGCAACUCGUUUCAUGUCUCCUAUGUGGAUUGAAGCGAUUGAUUUCACGAAAUUUCACAUCUCCGGUGGAUGCAUUGUUAAUAGUCUUUGCAAACAACCAUUUCCAGAUACUGCUCUUGAACAAGUAGAUAUAAAUUUCAAUGGCAACUCAUUUAGCGAGUUCGAAGGUGCCGUUGCUAAUGUAUUUAGUAAUUUAACAUCAAUUUUGUCAAAGAACGAUCAUCGUUUAAGAGCAACAUUAAUAAAAAAGAGCAGCAGUAUUUACACUGCAAUACUACCUUUUGAUAUUAAGUUACGAUUUAAUUUUAAAGAUGUUCCUGAAAAAACAAAUCCUGUAUCAAAGUCAUCAAAUCCAGAAAAACGAUCUUCAACAGAAGAUCUGAAUGUUCAAGCAAAAAAAAAGAAAAUAGAAACUCCUAUGCUUGAACAAAAAGUCCCGAUGGCUUCUGAUAGAAAUACCACUCCACCAAAAUUUGUGAGUGCAGCUACAAUGCGUGUACCAAUUCCAGAAAUUACCGAUGAAGAGCUUUUAGCAUUUACGCUCGAAUUUGAACGUAAACAUGGUUUUUAA